This is a messenger RNA of Xenia sp. Carnegie-2017, 2286 nucleotides long. Its product is annotated as tumor necrosis factor alpha-induced protein 3-like. Gene Ontology annotation, molecular function: DNA binding; zinc ion binding. The record is from RefSeq and is a predicted model, not a curated record. Lineage: Eukaryota; Metazoa; Cnidaria; Anthozoa; Malacalcyonacea; Xeniidae. Bases 1 to 2286 code for a protein of 761 amino acids. The transcript is spliced from 2 exons.
AUGGAACUGCAUAGAAGUAUUUCUUCAAUAGAUGUUGCCACUUCGGAAAUUAUUCGUGAUUCAGUUGAUGGGGAUGUCACUAUCCCUGCAGAUCAGGGAAAACAUCGAUUCUUAUUAACAUCAUCGCGAUACACUUUUUUGUUCCCGAAUCUUUCUUGUUUCAAUAGAGAUUUUCAAGAUUUUUUGUACGCAACCUUAGUAAACAUUGCUCUUGAAAAUGAGUUGGAAAACAACAGGUCUCUCAACUGGUGUAAAAUUCUACCGAAGUUUAUUCCGAUAAACACCUUGGGCGAUGGAAAUUCUUUGAUGCAUGCAGCUUCACUUGGUAUGUGGGGUAUUCAUGACCGAAGAUUAACGCUGAGAAAAACUGUUUAUCAAGUUCUGAUUGAAGACCAAACAGGCAUGUAUCAGAAACACUGGCAGUCGGAAGUGAAAAGGCAGUUGGAGGAUCAAAAUUCUGGUAUACCAAUGGAUUUUGGUGUAGAGCAAUUGUAUGAAGACUGGAAGAAAACCGUUGCUCUUGCAUCAACAGCAAAAUCAACCAAUAACCAUAGUUUUUAUUCUCUUGAAGAGAUUCAUAUAUUUGCCUUAGCUAAUAUUCUGCGAAGACCAAUUCUGGUGAUAUGUGACGAUUCUCAUCGUGGUGCUGGUGUAAACCUUGGUGGCAUAUACUUACCACUGUUGUCAGACUUGGUGGAUUGUAUAAAAACUCCUCUUUUGAUUGGCUAUCACCAUGGACAUUUUACAGCACUUGUGAUGGCAGAAAAUAAUGAGAGAGGGCAUACAUUGGCCGAUCACAAAAUGGUGAUUGGAGUACCAUUAAUGAAACAUAAUGGCCAGCCUAUGAAACUCCGUUGUUUGUUACCAGAGGAAAGAAAUUACUCUGAUCGACUACAACGGGAAUAUUUAAACUGUUUAAAGUUACAUUACACAUUUGACAAUGAGUGUGAAAUGAAAAUACUCGUCGCUGAAAUGGAAGCUUGUGAACAAAAUCCACAUGUUUAUGGAAUGUUAAAAAGAUAUUUUAAAUCAAUGGAAGAUAUACAUUUGGAAACAUUGACAUUGAAUCAGCUAUCACUUAAUGACCAAAGGACAAUCACAUCAUAUUCAACAAAACAUGAAGACCAUUUUAAAAAUAGUAAAGAGCAGAAACCAUGUGCCAAGAUUAACUGCAGAAACAUUGCCAGUAUCAAUAGCAAUUAUUGUCAUCAAUGUAGAAACACAGACAACACCCGUAUUUGUAGUUCUCCUGGCUGUGGUUAUACUGCCAACCCAGAUUAUGAAGACUUAUGUUCUGUCUGUUUUACAACAUUGAAGUCUAUACUACUCGAGGGAACAAAGACGGCAACUCCUUCAGCGUCACCUAAUGAUAGAUGUUACAAUAACUGCGUGAACAAAGGAAAUGAUGACUUUCGCGGCCUGUGUUAUGAUUGCUAUAGAGAGAAAUUUCUCAAUUAUCGUUCUUCAGCAAAAAAGGACGUCGGACAAUCCAGAUCCGUUGUCCAAUGCAAUAGAAUUAGAAAAACAACCAACAUGGGAAGGAAAGAUGGAAAGAAAUUUCAGGUUUGUGAUUUUAAUGAUCAGAGGACAAUGGCAUCAUAUUCAACAAAAUAUGAAGACCAUUUUAAAAAUAGAAAGGAGCAUAAACCAUGUGCAAAGAUUAACUGCAGAAACAUUGCCAGUAUUGAAAGCAAUUAUUGUCAUCAAUGUAGAAACACAAACAACACACGUAUUUGUACUUCUCCUGGCUGUGGUAACACUGCGAACCCAGAAUAUGAAGACCUAUGUUCUGUCUGUUUUACAACAUUGAAGUCUAUACUACUCGAGAGACCAAAGAGGGCAACUCCAUUUGUGUCAGUUAGCGAUAGAUGUUAUAAUGACUGUAUGAACAAUGGAAAUGAGGACUUACGUGGCCUGUGUUAUGAUUGCUACAAAGAAAAGUUUCUCAACUGUCGUUCUUCAGGAAAAAAAGAUAUCGGACAAUCCACAUCCCAUGUGCAAGGUAAUACAACUAGAAAAACAACAAACAGUGGAAGGAAAGAUGAAAAGAAAUUUCAUGUUUUUAACGCAAGUUCAUCCACGCGCUCAGUUAACGUUGUAUCCCAUCCAAACUGUGCGAAAAUUUCGCCUAUUUCAAGAAAAGUAGAAACGGUCGAGAGAAGAUGUCUGACUAAAAAAUGUGUGUUCUUUGGUACUCCAGAGAAUGAAAACUUGUGUUCACAAUGUUAUGCAACUCUAAAACUAAAGUCGGAAAAGAAGACUCAAGACAGAAGAAAAACGAGAUAA